ACCACUCGCCAUUAAAAAAACUUCUCUCACUUAUUCCCAUCGGCAGCCGCUCGCUCUUUCUCUCUCUCGUUUUCCAUUUCACGCCCGACCUUCCUUCCUGCCGCUUACCCAACCCCUGCUCUUGUCAGAUUGUAAAGAAAGGUUGACUGGGUAUCUCCGCUUACCAUCUAGGAUAUGCUGCCUUCUCUCGUGUUCUGGCUUUAUGUAAGGCAAACCCAAUAGAAAAAUCUUAGCAGCUCUGUUUUAAGUUUUAGUUUAGGAUAUGUCAGAAGAGGUAGAGUACCGCUGUUUUAUUGGUGGGCUUUCAUGGUCUACAUCUGAUAGAGGUCUGAAAGAGGCAUUUGAAAAGUUUGGUCAUCUUCUUGAGGCUAAGGUAGUUGUUGACAAGUUCUCUGGACGAUCUCGGGGGUUUGGAUUUGUCACUUUUGAUGAGAAGAAAGCGAUGGAAGAGGCUAUUGAAGCAAUGAAUGGAAUGGACUUAGAUGGGCGAACGAUUACUGUUGAUAAAGCCCAGCCACAACAAAGUUCUGGCAGAGAUUAUGAUGGUGAUCGCAACCGUGAGCGUGGGAGGGAUCGUGAUCAGAACCGUGAAUCUGGAGGCAGACGGGCAGGUGGUGGUGGAGGAGGAGAAUGCUUCAAGUGUGGUAAGCCUGGACAUUUUGCUAGGGAGUGUCCAAGUGAAGGGGCAAGAGGUGGUCGGUAUGGUGGCAGAGAUGAGAGGUAUAGUGGUGGAGGUGGCAGUGGUGGUGGUGGUCGCUAUGGUCCUGAUCGAAAUGGUGAUCGAUUUGGUGGUCGUAACAGGGAUGCUGGUAAUCGUGGAAAUCCAGGAACUGAUCGAUAUAAUCGUGACCGGUCUGGACCAUAUGAACGUCGUGGUUCGGGAGGAUUUCGUUCUGGAUAGAAGUACUUCUGAUUGUGGUAUGCCACUUAAUACUGAACUCUGCAUGUUCCAGUCAAUUAGCAGAAAAUGUUUGUCCUGCAACUGAGGAAGUGGAACUCUUGGUGCUACUGUCUAUGAAUUGUUGAAGGUUUUUGUUUUACUAUUGUUAUUAUUUUUAGAUUAUUAUGGACAUGUUACUGUUAUUGGUGUCUUGUCUUGCUGAAUCAUUCAGCUUUAUCUAGUGCUAAAUUUGACAUUCAUGUUUUGAUC
Molecule: messenger RNA, 1150 nt
Organism: Manihot esculenta (cassava)
Lineage: Eukaryota; Viridiplantae; Streptophyta; Magnoliopsida; Malpighiales; Euphorbiaceae
Product: glycine-rich RNA-binding protein RZ1A
Exons: 4
Coding region: 263-901 (212 amino acids)
Molecular function (GO): zinc ion binding; RNA binding
Source: RefSeq, a predicted model, not a curated record